GUCACGGGAUUCGGUGGGUACCCAACCGGGACGCAGGGUAAUCAGUCGUACGGCGGCCAGCAGCCAUAUCGCCCCCAACAGCAAUACCAGUCCUACGGUGCCCAGCAACAGUAUCGCCCUCAGCAACAAUACCAGUCCUACGGCAGCCAGCAGCAAUAUCAGCCCCACAGCGCCCCGCAGCCCUCCCGACCGCAGCAGCGGUCUCUUCCCCUGCAUCAGCAGCAGCUACACGAAGGCAACGGCGUGGAUUAUAAGAACUGGGAUGACGAGCGGGAUCAUGGUUCCAAGAGUGCGAAUGACCCGUUUCCGAACUAUGCGCCGAAUGGAUAUAAUGGACUGUUUGGGUAUGACCCGAGGAAGGAGUAUAACGAGCAGAACUUGAGUAGCCAGAGUGGCUCGUCUGGCUCUGGCUCUUCAGGAUCCUCAGAAAUAGAGACAGUGAGGAAUAGCACUGGUACAUGUACUGUACUUAGCCCCGCCUGCAACGUCCCGCAUUCCAACUCUCGACUCGGGCGUUCCUGUAGCAUCCCCAGACAGUAA
Dacryopinax primogenitus is the source of this 540-nucleotide messenger RNA. RefSeq lists its product as uncharacterized. Lineage: Eukaryota; Fungi; Basidiomycota; Dacrymycetes; Dacrymycetales; Dacrymycetaceae. The record is from RefSeq and is a predicted model, not a curated record. The transcript has a single exon. The annotation marks the transcript as partial.